Molecule: messenger RNA, 3534 nt
Organism: Herpailurus yagouaroundi (jaguarundi)
Lineage: Eukaryota; Metazoa; Chordata; Mammalia; Carnivora; Felidae
Product: guanylate-binding protein 4-like
Exons: 15
Coding region: 583-2664 (693 amino acids)
Molecular function (GO): GTPase activity; GTP binding
Source: RefSeq, a predicted model, not a curated record
UUCUUUUAAAGUGGGGGAGGAAGAAAAGAGCACGUAAAAAUUAAAGAACGAAACAACAAACAAAGCUGUCCCCUGACAAGGCUCCGCACGGAGAAAAGCUGCCGCGGGGCCGCCACUGCGCCCACAUUCCUCCCGCGGAGGCCGGGGAGCCCACUGCGCAGGCGGCGCCUAUAGGCUUCCAAACGCUGGCGCAGGAACCGCACGCACCUGCCGAGCCUCCCCUCACACGCGCGCUCUCCCGCCUCGGCAAAACAAGCGAAGACCCCCGCAGUCAGAACUGGAGGAAAAAUGCUUUCGAUUUCUGUCCUCCCCAUCCCCACCCAUGCCUGCAUGGCUGUAAUAUCCGGCGGCUCUCCUGCUUCCAAAGGGAACAGUUUCCUGAGGAACCAGACGCUGGUGGAGCGCGCGAGGGGCGAGCGAGAGCAGCUGAGAACUUGUCCCCUGACCGCAGCGCCAGCGCCACGAACUGGAAUCUGAGCUAAAGCGAUGUGUGCAUGAUCAAUUAUCCAGGAGAUAUCCUUGAAGGAAGGUGACCCAGAGUCCUUCCUCUUUUCUUCUUCUGCUGGAUAGAAGGCACAUGUGAUGGUUACCAUGGCAAGUGAACCCAUCAUGAUGGCACCCAUUUGUCUAGUGGAAAACCAGGAAGAGCAGCUGAACCUGAAUCCAGAAGCAUUACAGAUUCUUAAUAAGAUUUCUCAGCCUGUGGUGGUGGUGGGCAUUGUAGGGCUGUAUCGGACUGGAAAAUCCUACCUGAUGAACUGCCUGGCAGGACAGAACCAUGGCUUCCCCCUGGGUUCCACAGUGAGGUCUACAACCAAGGGUAUUUGGAUGUGGUGUGUACCCCACCCCUCUAAGCUGAACCACACCCUGGUCCUUCUGGACACUGAGGGUCUAAGUAACUUGGAAAAGGAAGACCCUAAGAAUGACUCAUGGAUCUUUGUCCUGACUGUGCUUCUGAGCAGCACCUUGAUCUACAACAGCAUGGGCACCAUCAACAGCCAGGCCCUGGAGCAGCUGCACUAUAUGACUGAACUAACGCAGCUGGUCAGGGCAAAGUCCUCCUCAGACUACACUGGGGUAGAGGACUCUGCCAAGUUUGUGAGUUUCUUUCCAGACUUUAUUUGGGCUUUACGAGAUUUCACAUUGGAGAUGAAGAUAAAUGGAUACUCCGUAACUGAAGAUGAGUACCUGGAGGAUGCCUUGAAGCUGCUUCCAGGCACAAAUCCCAAAAUCCAAAAUUCCAACAUGUCCAGAGAGUGUAUCAGACAGUUCUUUCCAAAACGGAAGUGCUUCAUCUUUGACCGGCCUACAAAUGACAAAAAUCUCUUAGCCCAUAUUGAGAACGUGCCAGAAGACCAGCUGGACAGUAGUUUCCGGGAGCAAUCAAACAAAUUCCGUACCUAUGUUUUCACUCAUACAAAGACCAAGACCCUACGAGAGGGAAUCAUUGUCACUGGGAACCGGCUGGAGACUCUGUUGAAAGCCUAUGUGGUUGCCAUCAAGACGGGAGAAGUUCCUUGCUUGGAGAAUGUGGUGACAGCUCUUGCCCAGCGUGAGAACUCAGUGGCCGUGCAGAAGGCAGCCGACCACUACAGCGAGCAGAUGGCCCAACGAGUGAGCUUCCCCACAGACACGCUCCAGGAGCUGCUGGAUGUGCAUACAGACUGUGAGAGGGAAGCCAUUGCAGUCUUCAUGGAGCAUUCCUUUAAGGAUGACAAGCAGGAGUUCCAGAAAAAUCUCAUGGACAUGAUAGAAAAAAAGAAGAAAGAUUUCUUGCUGCAGAAUGAAUACACAUCUAUUAAAUAUUCCCAGGCAAAGCUUCAGCAACUUACAGAGCCCCUGAUGAAAAGCAUCUCAACAGGAACUUUCUGUGUUCCUGGAGGACACAGUCUCUACUUAGAAGCAAAGAACAAGGUUGAAUGGGACUAUAACCUAGUGCCCAGGAAAGGGGUUAAGGCAAAUGAAGUUCUCCAGCACUUCUUACAGUCCCAAGUGGCAAUAGAGAAAUCCAUCCUGCAGGGAGACAAAGCCCUCACCUGUCAAGAGAAGGCGCUCGCAGCUGAGCGGGCUAAGAAGGAGGCAGCUGAGAAGGAGCAGGAGCUGCUAACUCAGAAACACAAGGAGCAGCUGCAAAAAAUGGAGGCUCAAGAGAGAGGCUUCAGGGAAAACAUAGCCCAACUGAGAGAGAAGUUGGAGAAGGAAAGAGAAAGUCUUCAGAGAGAACAGGAAAAAAUGCUGAUACACAAGCUGAAGGUCCAAGAAGAACUUUGUAAUGAGGGAUUUGAAAAGAAAUCUGAGAAGUUGCGUAGAGAGAUACAGCUACUAAAAAAAGAGAUUGUGGCAAAUAAAGAUAAAUAUUUGUUGGGUCAGUGGAUUAUUGAUGUGACUGAUGGAGUAUUCAGUAAAGAAACGCCGGAUCAUACUGAGCGGGCUAAGAAGCAGGCAACUGAGAAGGAGCAGGAGCUGCUAACUCAGAAACACAAAGAGCAGCCACAAAAAAUGGAGUCUCAAGAGAGAAGCUUCAGGGAAAACAUACCCCAAAUGAGAGAGAAGUUGGAGAAGGAAAUAGAAAGCCUUCUGAGAGAGCAGGAAAAAGUGCUGAUGCACAAGCUGAAGAUACUAGAAGCUUCCGGUUUCCAGCGACAAAAAGCACAGAUUCCCUGAGGAUAUCAUUGUGUGUGAUGAUUUUUAUCAGCUGAAGAAUUGCAUCAAAUAGAUUGAUGGCCUGAAACUGCUUAAAGUCUGCAUUUCCAGGAACUCGAUGUGGUUUAGGAUAUCAUCAGUUUGGGGCUCCUUCUUCUUAUGUUUCAGGAUGCUAAAUGGGACUCUUCUGUUAGGGGUCCACUAAGUGUCCUGGACUGAGAACACUAGGUGCCAAAUAACUAAUUCCCAAGCAAGGUGCCACAUCAGCUUUUACAGUUAGGUUAAACUCAAGACAGUAGAAGAAAAAUAAUAUGAUUAUAUCAAUUAAUGAAGAAAAAGCAUUUGACAAAAGUCUAACACUCACUCGUGAUGAAACCUUUCACAAAUUAGGAAUAGUGGGGUAUUUCCUCAAUUUGAUAAAGAAUAGCUGACAAAAACCUACAAGCAUACUUAAUGGUGAAAAGCUAGAUGCUUUCCCGUAAGAUUAGGAACAAGGCAAUGAUGUCUGCUUUCACUUCUAUUGAACAUCAUACUGGAAGUCCUAAUGAAAUAAGACAAGAAAAGAAAAGGAAAGAUAUAUAGAUUUUUUUUUAUGUAGAAAGUCUCAAAACAUCAUCAACAACAACAAAAAAUUCCUGGCACUAAUAAGUGAUUAUAGCAAGGUUGCAGGAUACAAGGUUUACAUACAAAAAUCAAUUGCUUGCUUAUACAUCAGCAAUGAACACGUGGAAUUUGAAAUUAAUAACACAAUAUCAUUUAUGUUAGCACUCCUGAGAAAGAAAUACUUAGGUUAUACAUCUGAAAAAAAAAUAUGUGUAAGGUCUAAUGAAGAAAAUAACAACUCUGUUGAAAGAAAACAAAGAAAAUCUAAAUAAAUGGGAACACUCGGUA